CACCGUAACUUCUCUCCAGCGCUGCUCCUCACUUUGUCUCUGUCUGUAGCAGUAUGUCGUGCUGGUUUGCUUCACCUCAAUAUGACCAGUCAUUUCCCCGAAGCUGCAUGGUGUUGACUUCCUGUCUGCGCAAUCUUCGCUCUUGAGAAGAUAAAUAAAAAAAGAGAAAAAACGUAGUUCCAGGGAAGAAGGGGCAAGACAGAAAGACCUACAGAGAGAAAGGGAGAAAGAAAAGGGGAGGAACAGAGAGAAGGAGAGACAAAGAGAGAAUGGGGAAACAGUGAGUGAAAGAGAGCGAGAGAGCGAGAGAGAGAGUGGGGUGGGAUAGAGUGAAAUGUUCUGCGAUUGAAUGAGAGUGAGAAUGAUACGGAGAGAGAAUAGAAGAGGAAACCUUUUUGACUGCCAGCAUUUUGUGGACCGGUCAGGAUACACCAUAUGACAGACUACUGGUAUCCCUUGAAGGAGCAGGAGGGAAAAAGCAUGGAGGUGGAGGGGUGAGAAAGAAAACAAGAGGCUAGAGACAAAAUGGCUACAUUCUCCACUGGCUCUGAAUUUGGUACCGGUAGGUGAGUUUAGUUCUGUAGCUCUGCUCCUCUAUGUUUCGCUACAGAUAUUAAUCUGCACUCUUCCAUGGACAAUCCCAACAGAAGCUACUGUCAGUUAUAGCUCUCUCUUCUCUGGCCAUCUGACAGCAUAGACAUUAAAACAGGAAAUUAUCUUUUGCUCACUACCUUUCCGCCUUGGGGAGCUCAAAUGGAGAGUCCAAACAUCUGCCAGUCGUUGUCAUCUCCGGCAGUUGAACCCUUCUGUCAUCUCCCGGAGCGUAGGCUUCUGUUGCUGGGGGGACCAGGAGCUGGGAAGAGCACCACAGGGAAUGCCAUCCUAGGUGAGGAGGUCUUCCAGACUGGGACAGAGACUAUCCACAGCACCGUUGGCCACGGGGGGGUCUGCAGGAGGCGUAUCACCGUGGUCGACACCCCAGGCUGGAUUAUACCCCAUGACUCAGCGGAUGAUACCACCGGGGUCCCGCCAGAGCGGGCUAGCAAGGAGGGACCAUGUGUCGGUGCCACCCUCUGUCCCCCAGGGCCCCACGCGCUCCUGGUGGUGGUCCCCGUGUCACAGCCCUUCACAGAGGGCCACAGGAAGGCUGCAGAGAAGCAGCUGGGUCAUCUAGGAGGAGGGGCCUGGAGGUCCACCAUGGUGCUCUUCACUGGGGUUGACCAGCUACCUGAGGGGACAUUCGUAGAGGAGUUCAUUGCAGCUAGGGAGCCCCUUCAGUGGCUGGUGGAGAGGUGUGGUAACAGAUACCAUGGCCUGGAUAGUAACACACAGCAGAGUGGGGAUGACAACACGGUAAACACACAAGUUCAGGAGCUGCUGGAGAAGGUAGAGGAGCAGGUUAAGGAAAACCAUGGCUGGUAUUUUGCAGUAAACGAACUGAUUCUGCUAGAGGAAGAGCAGGCAAGGAAGGCGGUGGAAGAGAGGCGGAUGAGAGAGGAGCGGGAGGAGAGGGAGAGGCAGAGGCUGCGGAUGGUCGGAGGCCCUCCCAGAGAGCUGAGGGUCCUCUUGCUGGGCUGGAAAGGAGUGGGAAAAAGUUCUGUAGGGAACACCAUCCUGGGCCGUCGGGACUUUGAGUCGGGGACAGAGACGGCGCAGAGCCUUAGGAGGCAGGCCGAGGUGGCCGGACGCAGGGUCACCAUUGUUGACACCCCUGGCUGGGACUGGUUCUCCAUAAGACGCACCCCGAAACACGUCAGACAGGAGUCAAAGCGAGGGGCUACCCUCCUCCGGCCUGGCCCCCACACCCUUCUCCUGGUGCUGCCCAUCAUCUCCACCCUCACUUCACGCAAGAGGCGGACCCUGGAGGCCCACCUGGAGGGCCUGUUUGGUGAUAGGGCGUGUCUCCACACCAUGGUGCUGUUCAGCUGCGGGGAUUGGCUGGGCCGAACACCGGUCGAGGAGCACAUUCAGAGGGGAGGGCGGGAGCUCCACAGGUUGUUGGAAUACUGUGGAAACUAUUAUCACGUGGUGGACAGCAAGAUGCCAGGGAAGGACACAAGAAACAUCUCAGAUCUGCUGGACAAAAUAGAGGAAAUGAUCAGAGAGAACGGUGAUGAGGCCUUCUUGCCAAUACAGAUGGAUGAAGAAAGCCCUGAGUCAUCUGAGAACAACAGCCCUGAAGAGGACUGUGGCAGAGGAUGCCAGCUCCAGUAGUGACAACGGAGAGAGUAGCCAAGAGCACAUUACACUGUAAGGUGGACACGAUCCCGCACACCAAGCCAAAACAUUCACAUUUUAAAGUGACCUGGUGUAGAAUUACACUGGAAAUGAAAGAACACAUACAAUGCCUUCAGAAAGUAUUCACACAACAUGACUUUUUAAAUGGAAAAAGUCAAGGGGUGUGUCGUGUCUUUGGGGUACCAUUAAACUGAAGACAUGUUUAUCAAUUAACUCCCUGUAAUUAUUAUCACGCGAUUAAACGGAUUAAUCGUUUAAUUGUAAUUAACUAGGAGAUCGGGGCACCAAGGAAAAUAUUCAGAUUACAAAGUUAUAAUUUUCCUAAUAUA
Salmo salar (Atlantic salmon) is the source of this 2567-nucleotide messenger RNA. RefSeq names its product GTPase IMAP family member 8. Lineage: Eukaryota; Metazoa; Chordata; Actinopteri; Salmoniformes; Salmonidae. The record is from RefSeq and is a predicted model, not a curated record. Gene Ontology annotation, molecular function: GTP binding.